AUACUAGUAACUAGUAACUGUGAACAUGAAUGUAGCCCUGAAACAUAGAUGUGGUAAAACAGUUUUAAAGUUGCAAAAGGUCAGAGGGUCACUGUUGGUAUAAGCCCGAGUCCAUUAGUGGAUUAUAGCCAUAACUACUGCGCAGCUCCUGAAUGUCCCUGGGAUUAGAGACACUCACAUUAUAGAGGCAGGGGGACACAGGGCAUGACGACUCUGUCAAUUUAACAAAAUCACAAGUGCAACAGGGCGCUUUGGGACUGCUGUGACUGAAAAACAUAGGACAGUAACAGUGGAUUUAUUCAAAAAGGUAAACAAUUUCAGUAAUAUAAUAACUUUUGGCAUCUUUGGAAGUGUCAUACAAUUCUCCUUUAUUUUAAUUUAAGUUGAUUCAUUAUUGUUAUAAUAAUAGUGUUUCUUGUCAUACUGUGGUUUUAGUUGGACCAGCACUGAUUGUAGGCAGUAUGGAAGUAGAUCUGGAGGGGAUUAUCCAGUGCAUCAAGAGCAGAGACAAAGCCAGCGUGCAGCUCUAUCUACAAGAGUUUAACAAAGAGUAUGCACAGUGCUUCUUUUUUGACAAGGAGGAAAGAAAUCGCAGGAAACAAAGGAGACUUGAAGAGUUUAAGAAGAAUAAAGUAAGGGAUUAUACAGAUUCAGACUCAGAUGGUGAAGAAUAUGAACAAGAAGACCGGGACCUCUUCCUCAGACAAAAUUUGGCCCUGGUGUUGGUUGGCUUCAUUCGAAAUGAAGUCAACUGCAGCCUCCUGACAGUGGCUCUUCGAAGCCUGAGGAUCUUGUCUCGGGACAAGAGAGUGCUGGCUCCUCUGGUGACUGACAGCGCCCUCCUGACUCUGGCCAGACUCGCUGGUCUGACCACAGGAGAGACCCAUGAGGAGCCUUCAGACCCAGACUCAACCUUCUACGACAACAUCAUCGUGUCCCUUGCCGAAGCCAAGGCCCAACACAGCCACUACCACCAUGACAGUGAUGACAUGGAAACUGUUGAGCAGACAGAGGAGUGCACAGAGGAGGAUGGCGGGAGCACGGGCAGUAGAGAUGUGGAAAGCAUGGAUGGGGUCAGCACUCCUCGGCCCAGUCUCACUCAGGCCUACGGGGGCAGCACCCAUCAAAAAGAGCUGGAGCGAGGCAGGAGGGAUCGGCGGGAGAGCAAGAUGGAGGGAGAGGGGGACACAGAGGAAGAGAGCGGCUCAACGGAGGAGGCUCAGAGGAAGGAGGCCAUGAAGGUGUUAUGUAACGUGGUCUAUAACAGCAGCUGGGCCCAAGAGAGAUUCAGCGCACUCAGACUGAUUAAUGGACUGAUAGAGCUGCUGUCUGCUGGAAUCAGCUCUUCGUCUCCCUCCAGUGUUCAAUUUUAUGAACUGCGCCUCAUGUUUCUGAUGACUGCUUUACGGCCAGAGCUCGGCAAACAUCUUCAACAGGCAGGUGGAGUGUCUAUCUUCACAGCUGCUCUGGAGAGCUGCCUGGAGGUGCAGUGGAAUAAUCAAUACCAGUGCAUACUGGACACUGUGGCUCCUCCCAUCUCCCUGGACACCUCACAGCGCAUCGUUGAGAUUCUUAAAAUUCUUUUCAACAUCACGUUCAGCACCCACCGUCAGGAGCCUACAGAAGAAGCUGCAGCUCAGUACAGACACCUGGUGGCAAUUCUCCAUCUCUGCCUCAUGAGGAAGUGUGUACUGGCAGAUGACACUGAUGAACUGCAGGGUCACACAGUGAAUUUGCUGUCAGCGCUGCCUCUGCAGUGUCUUGAUGUGCUCCUCAAUGUGCCCCUGACCCCAUGCUCAGAGCAGUUCAAUGGAGUUAACAUGGACAGUGUGCACAAGCUGCUGCUGUUUAUGGAACGACGACUGGAGCAGGGUGACAAAGUCAAGGAGAAGCUGACCCCCAUCCUCAACCUGCUGACAGAGAGUUGCAGAGCUCACAGGGAAACCAGGAAGUACCUACGAAACCAGAUUCUGCCUCCACUCAGAGAUGUGUCCCAAAGACCAGAGGAGGGGUCAACAGUUAAAAGUCGCAUUGUCCGUCUCAUGACUCACCUGGACACAGACCUGAAACACUGUGCGGCUGACCUCAUCUUUGUCCUCUGCAAAGAAAAUGUACGACGCUUUGUGAAAUACACAGGCUAUGGUAAUGCGGCAGGGCUUUUGGCCACCAGGGGGCUGCUGGGGGGCCAGAAUAUUCAGAGCAUUAGUGUGCAGUACUCAAGUGACUCUGACUCAGACACAGAGGAGUACCGACAACAGAAGGACCGCAUCAACCCAGUGACAGGGCGAGUGGAGGCUCUGCAGCCAGACCCUAUGGAGGGCAUGUCCGAAGACGAGAAAGAGGAAGAGGCCAGGAGGCUCAUCAAGCUCUUCAGCAAGCUCUCCAGAGAAGACAUUAUCCAGCCAAUGGGGGUGGAUUCACAAGGGCGACUUGUUCCCAUGGCAGGACUCAAAGAGAACAUCACAGACGAAGGACACUCUGACUCAGAUUUUGAUGAGGAAAAGUAAAAUUUAUUUGUAAAC
Messenger RNA from Boleophthalmus pectinirostris (great blue-spotted mudskipper), 2522 nucleotides. RefSeq names its product synembryn-A. Gene Ontology annotation, cellular component: cytoplasm; plasma membrane. The coding region runs from base 462 to 2507 and encodes 681 amino acids. The transcript has 13 exons. Gene Ontology annotation, molecular function: guanyl-nucleotide exchange factor activity; G-protein alpha-subunit binding. NCBI's taxonomy places the organism in Eukaryota, Metazoa, Chordata, Actinopteri, Gobiiformes, Gobiidae. The record is from RefSeq and is a predicted model, not a curated record. Gene Ontology annotation, biological process: G protein-coupled receptor signaling pathway.